UUAAGGCAGGUAAAGAAAAGGAGCGUAAGAAGAAGAGAGAAAGAAAUUUUAACCUGGAAAAAAAAAAAUUGUAAGAAGAAAAUAAAAGUAAGAAUUCAUCUCUCUUAAGAAGUAUCCUGAUCAUACAAAUACUGGAAUAAGCUAAACACUGAAGUCAUCCAUGAAAAUAAAGAAGACUCAUCAUGUCCUUCAUAAGCCAUGUCCGGAAGAACAGCAAAAGGCCAUUACCAUUGGAGUCACUUUUAUUGCCCCAAGUUCCACGAAGCAAUUACUUGUACUUUCUGGAGGAGAAACAAAGACUACAGCUAAAGAAAUUCCUCCUUCACAGGAUGUUUCUAGUGGCCAACAUACCAGCAAACAUUGAAAAAAAAUACAUUUCUGAAUACUAUGAACAACUGUUUCAGUCCAUUCUGAAACAUCACCUGGGAGAAGCAGUGACAGGACUAUUGCUCAUCUACCCGACUUCCAUCCUGCACAUCCUUGAGUCCUCCAAUGGUACUCUGUACCGGAUUCUGUUAGAUUACCUUAAGCAAGAAAAGAGUGGGACAGAAUUUCUGAUCCAAGAACUGAAAAUUAUAGUUAUCUCCCAUAACAUCCCAACCAGGAUCUUCAUGCAAUGGCAUGUUUCGGUCAUAAAAGCACCAGUUAUGUAUCUUGAUGAUGUGACACAAUCACAAUCCCUAGAAGAGGUUAUCACAGACUUUCUCACCCAAAUUCAUAAACUAGCACUCCAUCUUUUUAAGACUAUAAAAGUGGGUGUGAAAGGACCAGGUGAUAAUUUGCAUCAACUUGCACCUGACCUACUCCUCCCGGAACAAAUCAUAAAGUAUUUAUGUAACACCGAAGAAUUCAUGGACCCCAAAGUAUUCAUAGACAUGUAUAAUAAGCCCAUACAUAUCACUUUGGAUUCUGAGGUAGUAUGGCCCGCUCCUUGCUAUUUUUAGGAGAGAGAGCAAUGGUCAUCGCUCUUAAGAAAUGUAUGCUACUUA
Molecule: messenger RNA, 989 nt
Organism: Tupaia belangeri chinensis (Chinese tree shrew)
Lineage: Eukaryota; Metazoa; Chordata; Mammalia; Scandentia; Tupaiidae
Gene: TEX47
Product: testis expressed 47
Exons: 2
Coding region: 183-944 (253 amino acids)
Source: RefSeq, a predicted model, not a curated record